Messenger RNA from Lineus longissimus, 13745 nucleotides. RefSeq names its product E3 ubiquitin-protein ligase RNF38-like. Lineage: Eukaryota; Metazoa; Nemertea; Pilidiophora; Heteronemertea; Lineidae. The coding region runs from base 1350 to 3539 and encodes 729 amino acids. The transcript is spliced from 8 exons. Gene Ontology annotation, biological process: protein ubiquitination. The record is from RefSeq and is a predicted model, not a curated record. Gene Ontology annotation, molecular function: ubiquitin protein ligase activity.
UAAGCAUGAACUUGGGGGCUGUGGGCAAAUUUCGGUGGAAUCCAGCCGCAUCCACAGGUGCUUUUCUGGAGGACAUUGUGCAUAGGACUAUGUUUGUGAAUUCUUAAACGCCUGAAUUGCAAUAUCGUGGAGUCUUUGUGUGAAUUUUCUGUGUUUCUGACCUUGAGCAUGAGCUACUCUCUCUGCAGUAUAAUGUAACAUAGGUUGGUUGUAUUGAUCUAGCAGCUCUCGCUGUGUUGGCUGGCUGGCUGUAUAGCUAACAUUCUGGCUUCCAUGGUGGUGUAGUAGGGGAUGUACAGGCUGCUGGGUACACCCUAUGGACAGUGAUCCGCCAGCAUAAAAUGACUAACGGCACCAGAGUUGGAAGACAUCGUACCAGGGAAUGACUUAAUUAUGAAGAAGAUACAUUUACAUGUUCGAUUAGUGCAGAGGGAACCCCGUUCUGUGUGUGAAGUUUUGGUGAUUCAAGCAUCUUGACUCAGACGUAUGAUGUCAGGGUUACUACAGUGAGACAUAAAGAAGGCUUCCCCCAUCUAUUACUCACUCGGUGCCUAGAAUUUGGAAACGUGCAAGCUUGAACCAUAACAUACGUAUCGUAACGUAACGUUCUCUUCUAGUCGUCUCAAUACUGCUGUGUUAUCAAUGUUUUCGAUGCCCCAUUUAGCCUGCAUACAUUCCUCGUAGAGAACCAUUGCAUUUGUGCCUUUUGUGAUUUCGUGGGAUAAGUUUCCGUGGUAUUAAACGUAACGUGGAGCGCUGUAUCUUGGACAUUCUGCUUUUAGAAGUUAUAUAAUCACUGUCUCGUUCAGAGAAAAGGGAACUAGAGCAUUUGUGGAGCUUAGUUGUGAUAGCAAUAGUCAAGUAGAAACACUGCCGUGUAACCGCAUAUGUUUGUGAACCAUAGCCAGCUUUGUGUUUUGCCAACGGUCACUCACUCUCAUUAUUUACUCAGGAUUUAACUAGUUCCAGGAACUCGUGUUUACUAAACUUCCAACUUAUAAAUAAUUGUCAAGUUGCUAUUUUAAAAUUCUCCUAUUAUUAUAGAUAUAUAUAUAACCAACGUAUGUUUUUUUGGAAUUUCUAGAGAAUAGCGUUUACCUCUUAUUUUUAUAUAUACUCUAUAGAUCAAAUUAUAAUAGAUAUAUAUAUCAAAGUUUAUCGUAUACACCUCGCUUUGCUACAAAUGUACGAUUGAAUCUGCACGUGUAUUUUAUCUGUCAUAGUGCAUGCUAGAAUGGUAUUAAGUGGAUAAUUCAAUGGACUGUGUGUGUGAGUGUCUAAUCCGUGUCAUCCGCCUCAAAAUAUAACCUCGUUGAUUCUCAUGUUGCGACUGUAGUCUUUAAUCAUCAAUGCCCGAGUCGAUCGGUUGGCAACGUGCGUACAAUACAGUUGCCCAGAACGUUUCAAGUAUCUUGCACAUCGGUUGCGACGGACAUGUACAAAACAUUGACAAUGCUCAAAGCGAGCGCGUGUACCGACGGCAGCCUAGUUUUGGCGUCCGUGAGGGAAUAACCCGAGCUCAGGAUAUUUUAAUAAGUGAUACGAAUAACAGGACGGACUGUUACCCGCUUGGAGCCAUGUGGCCCCAAAUGAACCUAUCCUCCAUGGCUGGAGGGGUAGGGGUGCUUCAUAAUCACAUGGACCGGCGCAUGCCGCCUCAUAGACAUCCGGUACAAACGGCGGCAACUCAAACGGAGUCGCCGCCACAUAUGAACCGACAUCAUAUAAGACGGGUAAAUGAAAAUUUACAUCCGGACCGACUACUGUACUUUGCUAGUGCCUUGGACCUUGCUGGUCCCCCAAACCAGACACAAACCGGUUUCACACCGCACAGGGUGCGCGAACCAGCGAGCCGGGCUCCACCGUACCCACAGACUAGUCGGCCGGGCAUGCCGGAUUCAGGGAUUACGGUAUUCCCGAUGAGGAGUCUACCAUACUUCUUUCAUUACUUGCAAAACAAGUUCUAUUUCGAGACAUAUCUGUGGCUGUACCAGAACGUGAUGUUCCAUCCAAGAUCGAGUCAAACGCGCCUACGGAUGCACCAUAUAAGCCAGGCAUGGAACGUUUCGCUACACGAUGUCGUCAUGGCCACACUCUCCGUACAUAUGAUGAAGUAUGCAAGUCUACGCCAGCGUACUAUGCACAAUGUCCAGUCAGUCCUGCACGAAGUCUCCCAAGGGAAUGCCAGCGAUGAGGUCCUGAUGAGUCUUCGCGGCCUGGCAGUGGACGUCUGUAUCCACCUCAACCCUCGACAGAUGCUGCGUGAUUUCUGCAAGUUGAUUCGUGACCUAUGUCAGGCCGUAUGCGGCAGUGUUGAACCAACAAGUCCUGGAACACGUCGUCGAAUGCGAGAUCGUCACCCGUCGAAUCGACAGACUGAAUCGCCUGAACGUCGUGCAUUCCAGCCUCCCAAUAUGGCCGCACGUCAGGUUCAUCCACAAUUGGUGCCGCAACCGCAGCAGCCACAGCCGCGACCACAGCAGCAGCAGCAGCAGCAUCCAGUUGUCAUAGACGUUGAGCAGGUGAACAGAAGGGUGCCAGUGUCAGCCCCCGUGUCUGUGCCUCCAUACGCCAUACCUGUGUGUUCGGGACAGCAUCACAUCCCCAUCCCCGUGUGUACAACAGCGCACAUCCCCGGCUGCACAAGUCAGCCAACUUGGUCCAUUCCAGCGUGUAGCAUGCAGAUUCCAUGUAGCAUCCAACAUCUCCCUCCGUGUGGCCUCACUCAGCUGCCCGUCGGUCACCACACUCUCCCGCCCAUGCUCCACCCCCAUCACCAUCCGACGACCCACCCGAUGCAGGCCCAUCAUCACCCGCAUCAGCAGUUACAUCAUCAGCAUCAUCACAUGACGCCGACCACGCAGCUUUUAUCACAGACACAUCAAGUUCAGCCAGAAGAAGAAGUGCAACAAAUGUUGGGAGAACACCGCCCGGGUCACCCGACAUAUCAUCAACAUCUAUCAAACACGAUACACCAACAUCACGGGCCCACCCUUAGCCAUCCUUCUCCAGUGUUAGUACAGGAGCCUCAGAUACAUCCUCCACCGUAUCCACAUGAAUUAUAUGGUCCAUACCCGCGUUAUCCACGGAGAACGACUGGUCGAAGUAGGUGGCGGUCAAUUCCACCUCCACCACCACCAUAUCCUGGGUUCCUUUUACACUUCCUUGCUAUGCUAGGCAAUCCACCAGUUCCAGGGACGAUAGGUAUGGACCUGCAUGAGGAUGCAAGAGAAGUGGAAAAUUACGAGGCCUUACUAAAUCUUGCUGAGCGGCUUGGAGAAGCGAAACCGCGUGGCCUCACCAAAUCAGACAUUGACAAACUUCCAUCGUACCGUUUCAAUCCCGAGAUGCAGCGCAGCGAUGCUGACCAGACGUCGUGUGUUGUGUGUAUGUGUGACUUUGAAGUGCGACAGUUGCUAAGGGUUCUUCCGUGUAGUCAUGAGUUUCAUGCCAAAUGUGUCGACAAGUGGCUUAAGACAAAUCGCACAUGUCCAAUCUGCCGAGCGGAUGCAUCAGAAGGUAUCAGCCAAUCAGAAUGAGCGGAGAAAAUAUCACCAUCGACAGUCGUGUAUGUUUGAGACCAAACACAAAACUUGGUGGUAAAGACGAUAAAUUCCAACGGACCUGAUGUUCAGAAAGUUGAACCUUGGCCGAGAGAAUAAGGAAUGAAACAGAAAUCGACACAACACUGCUAAAAGAAGGAUUCCAAAAGACAAUGAAUUGGAUAUUUUUGCGCGUUUGUGUUCGACAGUGACGUCCACCUUUUGGGGAAUUCAGGAACUAUUUUCACCCGUUGAUGCAGACACUAUUUGGUUAGCGGAUAUUUUCACCAAUAAUGGCAGCUUAUCAGGACAUUGUGCAUGAAAGUGAAAAGCUUGUCAGAAAGAAUGGACGGGUCAGGAAGACGUCGGCUCCAGGAACAGAACAGACUAUGUUACUCAACGGGAGUUCUCCGAAGUGUAUCUUUCCAAUAUGGUUCAGAUAAUCGACAUUUUCUUUCAAAAAUUUCUGAUAUUGCUUCAGAUUUGUUGAGGUGGUUUUUAAAACUAAUAACUCCUCUUCUGCUUGUCUCAGGUUCAGGUUGUGUGUUUUGCAGGAUUGGUAUCAAAAUGGUGUUGUGCAUUCAUGUCCCUUUACCCGCAGAAUCUUAAAUCGUGGCACUUGCCGUGGCUUUUAUAACUUUAAUAGAUCAAGGCUAGCACUAUGCAUGUUAUGUAACGGUUGGUGUAUUUAACCCUCUGUAUGGCUUUCCAGAAAGUGUACCCUGACAAUGGGUGAAUAUAAAGUUGGUUUUAACACUGGUGUUCUGUGCAUCUCAUGUAAAGCCGACACCAGUGUUGGCACCAACUUUAAAAACACCCAAUAGAGAAGAUUUGAAGCCAAAACCACUGCUGAAAGCUUGUAGAACUUGGGUAUGAAAACUUGAUGCAAGACCAGAAUAUCCAGAAUAUAUUUAUGAUACGAAUACAAAAAUCACUUAAUGAAAGACAAUGUAGAGUAUUUGCAGUUAUAAUUUAUGACUUUUCUUAUAGAGAACAAUGUGCUAGAUCUUAAAUUGUUUGCGCUUUGAUAAAUAUCUGUGGCCCAGAAAUAAUUAAGAUUAAGUCCAUGUAAUAAAUUCUAAAUCUUGGGUGCAGGAAUAAUGUUGGGAAACUUCGAAACUUGUGUUCACAUGCCCCUUAGAAAACCUUGAGAAUUUUAAACAUGCCGUCGCCCUUCAAUCACGUCUGGAAAGCCCGUCACUGCCUGUAGGAUACUGCUGUUCGUACAACCGCUUGCCAUUACUCCAAAUGCAUUCUGGGAGUUACCUCGUACCGCUAUUAUCUUGGCGUACAAGCAGUUCCUUAUUGUCUUAUGCAUGUUCCUACUAAUUGACAACUGUUAAUUAGGCCUAUUACUAAUUAAGUAUGACAUAUUUAUGCGUGGACUUUCUUCAGUGGUUCCUUUAUUGGCAUGUGUCAUGCGUUUUCAAUGGUGUCGUGGGUUUUAGAGAGUGUGGUUAUAAUUAGUAAGUUUGGCAGACGUAAAGAAAAAAGACUCUUGCUUGAAAGAUCAGUUCAUCUUUAAGUAGCAUUCCUAAACAUUUCUCUCAACUUGCUUAUAAAAUGUAACAAACUAAAUCCUGAAUUUGCCUAUUGUAACAGGAACGCCCUCAACUUCAAGUUAUUCAUUUAAUUCUUCAAUUCUGGAUACACUCUCCUCUUCUCCUCCAAGCUGCCUCUCUUGUCCCAUCAUCAUGUUUUGAUAACGCACCAUUAUAGAAAUCUGCUGCUUUUGUUUGAUGUUGGUUAUUUCAGGGACUCUUCUGUAGCAUUCCAUUUAUUUUAGCAACCCCUGCCCCCUCCCCUCACUGGCCAUAGCGUAGCCCUUAUGAUGGCAAAGACCAAAUAUGACAGUGUUACCUUCUAGAUUUUAAUUAUUUGCUGAAGUGUUCAACAAGGAAACGUUGGCCCAACUUCUAUUUUCCAAUGGUGUUUCUUCUGGCCAAGCUUUGAACAGUCAAUUUAUUUUGAGAUACAAACAAAAACACUUCGUCAUUUCAUACGUUUAAAUAGUCGUCCGCUGGUCCAGCUUGAGUGUUUGUGGUCACAGCCAUUGUCAUCCGCUCACUACCCUUAGUGCAAUAACUCCCCUGAAGCUGAGGGUGUCCAGUCUGUGUUCCAAGUGGUAAUUGGCUAGGUAGCGUGAGUGAACUAACAGGCAUGCAAAGUUGUGAGGGGAUUUCCGUUUGGUUGUCGAGACGUUGGUUACUCUCAGGUGCAAUGUCAUCUCGUUGUGCUUUGGGCAUAUCUGCCGUAAAAAGUGCAUAAUCUUGUCGACACAGUUUAAAGCUUGCUGAGGCUCAUCUGUUACACAUUAGUCUAUGAGAAGGGCGUUAUGUACGGGUGCCCCUCUAUUGGCUAAAAUGUGUCGAAAUAGUUUAUUCUGUAUUAACAAGUUGUAUUUGAAUAUUCUUUAUUAGGGGAUUGUAACAAGCUUUUUUGGAGCGCACAUCUAUUUGCAAGUGGUGAAUAAAAAGUAUAAGCACUCGUUGGUGAAUGUCUAAUUAGAGAGUUGAAAAUCAGUCGUGUAUUUAGGAUAUAUUGGCGUCUGGGGUGUUUUAAAGCAUAUACCGUUUAGAAGCUUGAUGUUUCUGGUCCCAGAGGUAUUUCUGACGUGUUCACAGGCUAAAGUGUGUGGUGUAACCAUCCUGAGCAUAUCAUGUUUACUGUACAGCAAAGUGGUGUUAGCUAACUGAUCUUUAAUCCUUAUUGUUCUACAAGCAACUAAAUCUUGGUACUUUUUGCAUGAUUCUAUAAGAGAACUUUUACGUAGUUUAGGAAAUGCUAAUAUUUUUUCUGGAGAUUUCGAUCUUUGCAUGUGAGUGGUUAAAUUACAUUGUACCUACUUUCCAUCACCUAGCACUCUGUAAAAAUCCCUGUUGUGGGCCUCGCCAAGUGUGCUAAAGUUAUGCGCGUUCCACUGCGAGGUAAUAGCCAUUUGAGGGUCACAAUAGGGUGUUUCUAAUAUCACAACUGUAGUGCCCUUAAUGUUCCGAUAUCUAACUGGCAUGCAUGACUAUUGUAAGAAUAAUGUUGUUUGAAAAGUUAAAAAUUGGAGUUGGCCAAAAUUCACUCAUUGGUUUAUAAAUGAUUUGUUAACCACUUCAUAUUUUUGUGGAGUCUUGAGGGUUAUUUUGGAAGUACAUCAGCAUUUGCUUCUUUGUAUUAAUCCAAUUGACCAUUCUAGUAGAUGCAGGCUAAAAGUUAUAUUCACCGAAUGCACUCAAAUUGAAAUUGCUGAGACCACCUGAACAUUUAUGCUAAAACUGUGCGAGAAUGUUCAGGUGAUUUUGACAAAUGUGGUUGGGAGCAACUUUUAAGCGAUGUGUGACAGCACUUAAUGUUUACAUAAAUUUUGAAACAGAUGUUUAUUGUAAAGAGUACAUUGUAAGGAAACAGCUUGUUGACACCUGCAUGCAGGUCGUUUGUGGCGCCGAUAGAGACCUUUAAGUCUUGCAAGUCUUGAAUAAUGCAUUCUGUUCGCUUGUUCUUGUUUGACCCUUUAAAAGGGCAUAGGGCACUGCAAAUUACGAAUUCGCCAAAACGUUGCGUGACAAAAUCCCAUAGAGUAACCACUAAAUUUCAAACCUGACCGACUCUUCCAUGUGAUAUAUUUUCUUAGUAGAGACAUCUCGAGUACUUUAUUUUGAAAUUGUGCAUGCAUUUACAAUGAGGUCGCCAAUGCCCUGUGCCCAAAAGGGGAGAAAGUGUGUCCAUGUCAGGUAACAGUUUGAAAUGGCUAGGUAAAGUUAAUCAUUCGUGUUAAAUCCAAUAUAUGAGUGUCAACUAUGUACAUUUAACAAAAAUUUGAGAGUUUUCCCGCCUGUUGAGAGUAGAUAGUGUGAUGGAUUAGAAUUUGUACGCAAUCGACUUCAAAUACUAUAAAUGCUUGGAAACUUACUCAUUGUCGCUCAACCUGGUCCUCAUUGUAAAAUACACCUGGGGACAAGUUGAAGUGGUAAGUUGCCAUGGUAAUGGGAAUGCUUCGCAGUAGGUGCCUUGGUCACGACCGGCCCUUUCACCAGAAAAAAAUAGCAAAAGUUUCAAAAAUGAAAUUGGUGAAGAUGGUUAAGAAGAUCAAGUGUUAUUCUGCCGAUGCUUUUGUGAAGAACUCGAGGUGUCCCAUCUUGCAAUAUUUAGCACACAUUACUUGGCGUCAGAAACACCAACAAAACAAAAAUCUCCUUAAAACUUCCUGGCCAACUUUGUGAGAAAACUGCUAUUACGUUCAAAAAUGUUAAUCUGAAAUUUUAUUCUAAAUGGCCAGGAAAGUCCAAUUCAUCAGGUUUUCUCAAAUGUCUAUCAAUCAUAGCUGGUUUAGAUGCCCAUUAUAACUAAAGCUCACUGCCUAGGUAUUCUUAUAGUUGACCUUCUACCUCUUUAACAUUGCAAUUCCUCCUGCUGUGGUUUUGGACAUUGUAAGUCUAACAUUUAAUCGUAGGCUGCUUGAAAACUAACCAUUUAGCAUUUGUAAAAUUCUCAUGAUUUUGACCCCUGCACCAUUCAAAUAUCGAAGUGGGUCGAAUUUGUGAGAAGUCAUUGGGUUGGUCCUUUGUGAUGCAAGGGAUGGAAGAUACAAAAUCUUGAUUUAGUUUUUGACUCAGUGCAGAUUUUAUGCAAAUUAGAAAAUACUUUGAAUUUUGUCUUGCUCACAAUUUGGGGCUUUUCUGCCGCUGGAGUUCAAAACAUGCACAAAUUAAUAUGGCAUAGUUUAUAUAUUCAUGAUAUGCAUCAUUGGGUUGGGAAUCGGCAAGUUUGAGGGGAGAAUUAAAGUUGCAGUCUCCAAGAAAAUACUCAAAGCUGACAGGUCGACUUUUUGUCCACAUCUGUGCUGUAAAACUAUGAGAAACAUGCUCAGCUGCAGCAAGUAGAUGUAUUACUCUGAGGUGAAAAUGGAAAAAUUUCAAUCAAAAAUUUCCCUCUUCCAAUCAUAUUUCUGUCAUCGGAUGACGAUUCUGAUGAUUGUGUGUAAAUGUGUGAAACAGAAUGUGUCUGAUGAUGUUUCUCCUGUUCAAGUUGAAAUUUCUUGUCAAGAAAUUUGGCUGAAAUGAAAAUUAUUCUGAAAUUGGUUGAUGAAUGACAUAAUCUUAAGCCAUGUGUGAAAAGGAUCACAUUUGAUCGAAGUCACCAAACAAAUGUGUUAAUCGUACAAAGGAGGAUGAAGUCUGCAUUACUAUAUUGGGCUUUGUUAACAUUUCAAAGUAGAAAGAUGUGUUAUCUUCACAUAAUAAAACUAUGUUAUCUUGUGUUAACAAUGAUCUUAAAAGAAAUUUAUGAAUUCUAUAGAUAUAGCUCUACUAAGCAUUAGCCUUAAACAUUCACACAUAUUUGAUAUCUUCCAUUUCACUGAAUAGAGAAUAUAAAGUUCAGAAAUGGAUAAAUGUAUGUCAAUGUGAGAUCUUACCAAAAAGGAUAAGUUAACUACAUCACCCAGGAUGCACCAUGGUGUUGGGAACUUGGCGUUAAAUGCCUUAGCAUAUUUCUGUGUUUAGUGUGUUUAUUCUGGUAAGGGUUAAAACUUGCUAUAAUAGUUAAUUGUGGGCUGGGGUUGAUAGUUUGUAGGGGAGUUACGGAUAGACCUUGAGAUGUGAAAAAACAAAACGAGUCAAAAAUUUGAAAAACGGCAGAAAUUGGUAAAGAGCAUGAAAUAUUUAAUGAAAUCAACAGGAAUUUUAUGCUCUUUACCAUUUGGUAAUGCAAGGAAAUGGGCAUUCAGCAGUGUUCCUCGAAUUGUAUCUCUGUUUGAACUAAGGUUCAAAUCAGUGCCGUGAAAGUUCCACAAUUGCGACUGAAUGCGGCAGUGUUUGUUGACAAAUGAAAUAUUUGUGUCUAUACUUGACAAAUAACUUUAGACAGAUGUUCCUGUAUUUCACGCUUGCUGAUUAAAAGGUUACUGAAAUUCCCCUUAGUUGCGUUUGGUUCCGAGUAAAACAUGGUGUACUAAUUUUGAUUGUAGUUCAUUUUAACUGGUAGUUUCUUCAAUUUCCAAUAGUUCUGACAGUAUGUCUCUUUAUUUCACAUUGGAUGUCAAACGUACCCUCAAAGUUGGUCAUCGGAGAAAGUUGAAGUAACAAACGCUUUUAUACAUAGUAAUAAAAAAUGUCAACGAUAUAUCUUAGAAUGCGUCAGUUACAGAAAGGUUUGGGUUCAGAUGAACAAAAGCCUGAAAGAUGAUGCAGCCCAGACACAGUUGAGAAUAACAGUGAACGAUAAUAUUAGAUAUCUAUAAAUUCAACAGUCUGUCCCUUCAGGUUUCUUCAACAAAAAUGAUAUCUGAGGGACUUUGUUGUUGAAUGAUCGACUUCACAUUCAAUUUACAGCUGGAUACUGUACAUGUAUAUGAUUAUUUCAGUUUCAAAUUUACCAGCUUUGAGGGGCCAAGAUGAAUUUUUAUGGAAGUAAUUAAUGCUCGUAGGCUUUAUUCUUUAGUGUGAUAUUUCAAUAUGGUACUUUCUGAGUCACUUGUAACGUUACAUUCAAUUUUCAACUACUUAACUAUGCUCCUACUUCAUAUGUACACAUUUAGGAUGACCACGGAGUUAAAUCAGAUAUUUAUUUAUCGAAAUUCUUAUUGAGAUAUUUAGAGGCUUUCUCAGCUGGUCAGGUCAGAAAAAGACCGGUACAAAAAAGGAACUAUAUGAAUUAUAUUGGUCAAUAUUUUAUCUGGGAGUCACCUGUCAUUUGAAACCUUAGCUGACUCCAAGUUGAGAACAGUGUGUGCCAUUUUCAGUGCAUUCACUACAGGUUGUGUUGCUAGUAUUUUAAAAUUUAAGCAUGAAACACUUCUCUGCAAAAGUGUAUCGAAUGGGGUCAUUUCAAGUACAUGUAGUUUCCUCUUGGCCAGCUGAGAAAACUGUAAAUUUGAAUUCCUUUGUGCUUUGGUGAAAGCUAUGUGAAAACGGAGAUGUGUUUUCGGAUCGACAGAGCUUCGUUGAAUAAAAUUGAUAAGUCUGUUUAACAACUAUUUGCAGCAAUUUCAAAGUCUGAAGUAAAAUGACUCAUAUUUCAAAUCUCUAAGUUUUCACUUGGAAAACAGAAACUUUUGGUCAAAAUUCAUGGCUGUUAUCUGGCAGAUUUUAACCCAUCUUGGUCCGAGUACGUCAACCUGGUGAUCUCCUUAGCUCUAUCGAUCCCACAACAUGAUUUGUCUUUAUCUACCUCUGCUGAAGUAACACAGUAUUUUGAUUAGAGUUAUGGACAAUUUUGCAUUUGACGAAUUCUUGCAGAAGGGGUGGUCGAUUUCUGUAAAGCGCAUCAUGUUUGACUGUCGAAACGCACUUAAUUUAUUGUUUUUCUUGAUGAAAUCAUUUACGUAAUUGCACAAUGACAUUAUCGUAUUCUUCAUCAACAUGACCCAAUCAACCAUUUAACAUGUGAAAAUGAAACGAAGUUCCUCAAAAUGAUAUCUACACCACCGUAGUGAAUCGCUUUUUCGAUAAAAAUGUUUCUGGUCUUUUCUAUAUUUUGCUUAAAUGUGGAGAAAUACUACUUCCUUAAUUGAUAUGCAUGAUAAAAAUUUUUUUUGGUGUUCCGGGUAUCUAUGCACGAAUACUUGCUUUCAAUAAUCUAAAUGUUGUUUCAUUAAAAUAGGCACAAAAAUUCACUUCAAUAUCUAUAUAAUCACAAAAAAUAUGCACACAAUUUUUUUUCGCAUUCCUGUCCUAUUUCUUCCACUUAAUGUUAGAUUUCUUAGUAGAUUUUGUAAAACUGCGCCAAUCGUUGUUGAGCGCCAUCUAUCCAGCAUGCUGAUAGAUCAAAUGCACCGAAUCGUAGAAAGCACCCAUAGUUUUGUAAGCUUAGGAAUGUUCCUGAUAGCGUCACCUUACUCCCUCCCCUAGUGUGGUUUCAGUUUGCAUCUAACCGCAUGUUAAAUGUUGUAUUUUCGUCAGCCUACUAACAAAGGCCUUCCUGGUCUCACCCUUAAGCUUCGUGCCCCCCCCCCCCCCGUGAGAUGUCAUCACUGCAUGUGUGCUGAAAUACUGUCUGGUCCUGUCCACACCCUUAACCCCAGAAACCCCCUGUCUAAUGUGGUAUUAAGCCCAAUAAUUUUGUUUUAUUGGUUCCCCUACAUGUUUUAACCCGAAGGAUUAAUGUGCAUGUGCCCGUCAUUUGUAACAAACAUCCCAGCCCCAGUAAAACCUUUUGUGGAAAAUUCGUUGUCCUUACUAACAUCCCAACCCUAGUAAAACCCUUUGUGGAAAAUUCGUUGUCCUUACUAACAUCCCAGCCCUAGUAAAACCCUUUGUGGAAAAUUCGUUGUCCUUACUAACAUCCCAGCCCUAGAAAAAACCCUUUGUGGAAAAGUCGUUGUCCUUACUAACAUCCCAGCCCUAGAAAAAACCCUUUGUGGAAAAGUCGUUGUCCUUACUUACAUCCCAGCCUCAGAAAAAACCCUUUGUGGAAAAGCUGUUGUUCUUACUAACAUCCCAGCCCGAGUAAAACCCUUUGUGGAAAAAUCCCUGUCCUUACAAACAUCCCAACCCUAGUAAAACCCAUUGUGGAAAAGUUGUUGUCCUAACUAACAUCCCAGUCUUAGAAAAAAACCUUUGUGGAAAAGCUGUUGUUCUUACUAACAUCCCAGCCCUAGUAAAACCCUUUGUGGAAAAGUCGUUAUCCUUACUAACAUCCCAACCCUAGUAAAACCCUUCGUGGAAAAGUCCUUGUCUUUACUAACAUCCCAGUAGAGCCCCAGUAAAACCAGUUGUUGAAAAAUCCUUGUCCUUACUAACAUCCCAUUCUUGACUCCUAUGAUGAAUGCACCCUUAGCCCCUUUAGUUUUUGCUCAAUUCAACCCAUGCUUUAAAUGUUUAGAUCCUUGUAGGUUAAGUCAAGUUCUUUGUUGUGUACUUUUUUGCCCACCACCGCAUUUUCUGAUAUCUCUUCUCUGUCUCUCAAACCCUGCUUUAAAUGUUAGCUCUUUGUAGUCACGACGUUAUUUCCCCAAACACAGUACCUUCACCUAUAUUUGGAUGCACCCAAUUCCCGAUUCCCCUAACAUUCCCCUAGAUUUACUAAAACCACAACCUUCAGUGUUUAGACCCUGUCCUGAACGUAGUUUGAAGUAUUCCUACUUCCCAUAACCCUCCAGAGAAAUACAAAACAAAUGCUUUCAAUGUUUAUACCCCGAUAGUUGUAGAAUUCCUUAUUUGCCUUUCCCCCAUCCUUUGCUUAGUUGUACCCGAUUGAUCUUAACUGUCCUUAGAAAGUCUAAAAACAAUGCUUUAAAUGUCUUUAGUUUUAGUUAUGUAGUAUCCUAGUUUGUAUUUUCCUGAUCUUUAGUUUUUAUAAUGCCCCUUAGUUUCCCUUUAAAUCUAUGCUUUCGAUGUUUAGCUCCUUUUAGUUGGUGUUGUAUUCUAGCUCCAGAGUAGCCCAGAAACUCUUUUUAAAUGCACCCAUUUCCAACAAACCCCUUUAAUAGAUAAAUGUUAACAUUAUAAUGCAAGUCCCCAGUUUCGAUGCACCCGUUAUGUCUCCUGAACUAUGCUUUAAAUGUUAGGUCUUAAUAGAAGUUUGAAAAUGCUUGUGAUAAUUUGCUUGGGAGCGGUUCUUCUCAUGCACAAAGCUUCAUGUUGUUAACGUAAACAUUACCGAAAAUGUUUGAAUGUAACUUUGCACGCGAGUGUUUGUAAGUUUCUUUUUAUCGAAUUUGCUUCUGAUGGUCUUCACAUUUUGCAAAUUUUACCAAUUUCUUAAAGGGAGUGUUAUAAUCGACAGUUGAACAUGUGUGUGCUUUAAAGAAUCGACAUUUUGUAGUGGAGUUUAAUAGCAAUUUAGUAUUGUCUUUUUGCCAUCUCUUGAGAAUUUACGCACGGAUCCAGACUGUCUGUUCCACAAACCAGAACUGAAUUGAGUGUAUAUUGUCAUCAAUAAAUGUACACAAGUCUUGGUUCAAGGGAUCUCCUCUACAACUUCCAAGUACACCAAAGUGUACAAUAAGCUUACGAAUAUUUAUACGAAUCAUUGAGUGUGCGUACUUGCUCAAUAGGUGGCUUGUUCACCCAGGUGACCCUUGUCCUAUGUUAAGAGCUUGUGGUAUAAUUCAACUUGUACAGAAAAGUUUCUUUAUAAGAAGGUGCUUAUAUAUGAGAUGUGUAGCAAAUGUAUUCGAUGUGGAUUGUCAGUUAUUUUAGUUAUCCAAGCUCCAUGGGUACUAAAUGGUUGUGCAGAUUCAUGUUACCACAAUAAAUGAGUGAAAUUUUGAAA